CGAAGCAGCCCAGCCGCUCGCUCACUCGCUCUCCCCUGCCCGCCUUCUGACUUGUAUUCUCAGCAGCUGCUCAGGAGGCAAAGUGUCAUCAGCCAGUUAAAUCAAGAAGAGGGGGAAAAAAGUGGGAGGAGAUCCGGAGCUCAGAGAGAUCCCAAACGCGCUCAGAAGAAUGAACUCGGCACAAAGUGGUCUUCUUUUUAUUAUAAGUAUUGCACUGUGGUUGUUGCUGUGCUCAGCUGCACCCCUGCCUGAGUUUUCUGGGGACCCAGGAUUCCAGCAAUUUAUCCGGAAAAACCAGGAAUUUGUCACCAAGAUAAGGAAUGAAGUCUCAGAAAUGAAGGAGCUUGUGCGUGAUGAAUUUAAGCUUGGCAGUGAUGCGGAGUUGCUGCUGGUACAGGGGCUCCUAGGCAUUGAGCAAGUGGAUCAUUCCCAUUGCUGGAAACAAACCUGUGACAUGGAAGGUUGCUUCAACCAGAUACGGGCAGGCCUCCACACUUACUAUGGCUACCUCUCACACAUUAGCCACAUCCUACCAAAUCAGGCUAACAGAGUGGCCAGUCUCCAGCUGGACAGCUCAAACCUCUCCACCAAUAUCCAACAGCAGAUGCAAGAAAGUGGCCUGAGCGCCGUCACCUACCCUCAGCCCGAAAGCCAACCUACUUUUGUGCAAACUCAACGAGAAAUUGGAAGUUAUCUCGUCCUCCGCAACUUCUUGAAAUUCAUGGAUAUCACUUACCGGGCUCUGAGGCACUGCAGUGCAUAAUGGGCAGGACAAGAGGGAAGAUGCUCCCAAAGAUGUCCGUGGGGGGCGGGAUAGAGAGAAGGGCCCCUGGCAAGCCUCAUUGCUUCCAAUGGGUCUUCUGUUGUCUAAGAAGCAGACUGAAGGGAGGAGGGGUCUUUCUUCCUCAGUGGACUGCUCUGAAAGCAUUUUAGCUUCUUAAUUUUAUUAUUUAUUUAUUUUAAAGGCGUCCAGGUGAUAUUUUUUAUUGAAAGAGGUAUCAAAUAAAAAUCUAGUAGCAAACAACACCCCCACCCCCGUAAUUGCAAAAAGGAGCUAGUUUGAUGGCUGACCUGUUGGUGUUUUCCUCCUUCAUUUUCAAUCAACAGGAAAUAUUUGCGGUGACUCCCUUGUACUGAACUAAUCUUUUUUACAUUGGUAGCCAAAACUGGUACUAAAUUCUAAUCCUUAACUAAAUGCAUGCAAACCUCUCUACAUUUGGCAGAAACUCUUGAUGGACUAUGUUAAAUUUCCUGCCCUUAGGAGUUUCUAAACACUGGCUAAACAUCUUAAGAGGCUAAUACAGGGAGGUUUGUAGCAACAUGUUUUCAGAUGUGCAAAGUUAACUGGAGAGUCUUUCUGCAAAAGCUGUAGUGACAGACUAUUGAUAGAGGGAUUAAUGAGAUGUCAAGCAUUUGGCAUUAACAAAAAAGGGCUCAUUCUUCAAAUAUUUUUUAACACGACAGUGUUGGAUAAUUUCAGAAUAUUUGUUCACACUGUUUGCAUGGAAUAUCUUUUAGGUGAUUAUUUUUAUGGGAUAAUCGCUGCUGAAAUACCCUUUGCUGAUAUCCUAAUGGGGUCCUUUUAAAUUUUUUUUAUUUAAUAGGUUUAUUUAUUUAUUUUUUAUUUAUUGCGUUUAAGCAACCCCAGUGAAUUCUAAAGUUGGUCUGUGAUUCUUUCAUUUCUUGGUACUAUAGUAUUUAUAGUUUAUUUAAUAUUUAUAUGCAUGCUAUCAGUGAUGGGAUCUUUGUAUUGUUGAAGAAAUUAUCAUAGACAAUGGGGUCUCAGCAAGGCUUGAAUGUGGUAAUACAGUCUUGCUGUGGCACAUCUGUCCAGAUAUACCAUGUUAAACUACUGUUUAAUAUUUAAACAUAAAAGUACUGGCUGUUGGUAGCUGGACCAAAUGUCAAGGUGGUGAACAAGGAUAGUUCUUUGACCACCUUUGCUAAUCUCUUGGGCACACUAUGUAGUGCAAUGUCUUCUUUUGUAGAUAGAUAGUGCUUAACAUUGGGUUGGAUCCAGCUUUAGUUCUGAUAAGAUGAAACUCAAGUGAAUUUGAGAUAAACACAACUAACUGAAGCCCCAUUGCUUUCGAUGGGUUUACACUGAGUGGGGUGGAAGCUGGAUCCAAUCCACAAAUGGCCAGUAGCUAUAGGCUUCUGAUGCACAUUGAGACAGGGUUAGUAUAGAGGUGAGAAACAUUACCUUUUUGGAUUACAGUUCACCUAAUACGUACAGUGCAGGUUGUAAUCUGAAAAGUAACGUGUCUCAUUUCUGGAUGGGUAGAUAAGAUUUUUGAAAUGGCUAGCAGAACUGGAUGCAGCCAUUAGACCCCCCCCUUUAGCAACAUUUUGGCCUGAGAUAUUCUUCUCUACCGGGGGCAAUCCAGCACCUGCCUAACCUUCCAGAUAUUGCUGGACUACAGUUCCAUGUUAGUCAUGCUAGAUAAGGCUGAUGGGAACUGAAGUUAAACAUCUAAAGCAGUGCUUUCCAUCUUUGGGUCCCAGAUGUUCUUGGACUACAGCUCCCAGAUAUCCUGGUCAACACAGCUCUUGGUGAAGGCUUCUGGGAGUUUUAGUGUAAAGGCUAAGGUUGGGACCCAAGGUUGGAAACA
Pogona vitticeps (central bearded dragon) is the source of this 2612-nucleotide messenger RNA. RefSeq names its product colony stimulating factor 3 (gene CSF3). Gene Ontology annotation, cellular component: extracellular region. Gene Ontology annotation, molecular function: granulocyte colony-stimulating factor receptor binding; cytokine activity. Lineage: Eukaryota; Metazoa; Chordata; Lepidosauria; Squamata; Agamidae. Gene Ontology annotation, biological process: immune response; positive regulation of myeloid cell differentiation. The record is from RefSeq and is a predicted model, not a curated record.